Molecule: messenger RNA, 1080 nt
Organism: Bactrocera oleae (olive fruit fly)
Lineage: Eukaryota; Metazoa; Arthropoda; Insecta; Diptera; Tephritidae
Source: RefSeq, a predicted model, not a curated record
GCAACGUAAUUCCGUUUGCUUUAAAUUUCAAUUGUCAAAAUUUUUACUUUUCAUUUGGCAUAUUAAAAAAAUUGUUUACACCAUAGUAAAUGUUUUCUCCCCAAUUCACAGUCAUAAUCAUUGGUAACCAUGGUACUAUGACAAAAUCUCGUUGGAUUAAUUCUCCAGUAGAGAAUCGAGAACCCUAUUUGAUUAUUUUAACAGCUGAAUGUAGCAAUCACUUACUAAUCAAGGAAUAUAUACGAAUUGUGGAUUGUUUUGAUUAGAAAGCUAGUUUUUGUAAGUGAAAUAUUGUGACCAGGAUUUGCAGGAUUCGCAGAAUCUCUUGAAAUAUGACGGAUGAAGUAAAGAAAUAUUUCAAUGGUCUACUGCAUAAGGUCAAUGGUCUCUAUAUAAUACAAGUUACAGACAGAGAUGGAGUACCACUGUUACGAGUAAGUCAGGAUAAGAAUGUUGACUUCGCGCUAAUGCCUUCCUUCAUACCCACUUUUGCAACAGCCAGUGAACAAGCAGGAAAAUUGGGCUUGGGGCGUAACAAAGUAAUUAUAUCGAUGUAUUCAAAUUAUCAGGUAGUGCAAAUGAACAAAUUGCCACUGAUUCUUACUUUUGUUGGUGGUGAGCACUGCAAUACUGGCCAUAUAUUAGCUCUAGAACACCAAUUAGAUGCACACUUAGAGGAUAUUAAAUUGGCCGUAAAUGAAGCGUAAUCGUAUUUGAUGUUUUUCACUUUUCUAAAAGCAUAUAUGUACAUACAUACAUUCGAUACCUUAUGAUAUAUAUUUUUCAAUCUGUGCAGGUUUACUCUUGAUAUACUUCAGAUUUCUUGAAUGAUUUUUUUUUUUAAAUAAAAGUCAAACUAGAUUUGAUGUAUUUUUCUUAUAAUAAUCAUGUAAUAUUAUAGUUAUGUGAAUAGGCGAUCGGAAGUAUUUACUUUAUUUCAAUUAGGAAAUUAUUACAUUUUAUAUGAUGUUGGUCAAUAUAUCAGUUAAAUAUAAGUGAAUAAUAUUUACUAUUUAAACUUACGUAUAUACUAUAAAAAGUGUACAAAUAAAUUUCCUGCACGUAUGAUUUACAAUCAAA